Panthera uncia (snow leopard) is the source of this 4321-nucleotide messenger RNA. It is a transcript of the gene CD2, whose product is annotated as CD2 molecule. The transcript is spliced from 5 exons. Gene Ontology annotation, molecular function: signaling receptor binding. NCBI's taxonomy places the organism in Eukaryota, Metazoa, Chordata, Mammalia, Carnivora, Felidae. The record is from RefSeq and is a predicted model, not a curated record. Gene Ontology annotation, biological process: cell-cell adhesion; positive regulation of type II interferon production. The coding region runs from base 82 to 1092 and encodes 336 amino acids.
UCUCAGAGGGUGGAUUCCACUGGUCUUCAGUUCCUUUUGCAGGAAGAGCUCAGAAUCACAACAAGGAAACUAAUCCCAAAGAUGAGCCUCGCAUGUCAAAUCUUCCUUCUGAUUUUCGUCUUUUCCAUCCAAGGUGCAGCUCCUGCAAAUGAUGAUAUCGUCUGGGGUACCCUGGGUCAGGACAUCAACCUGGACAUUCCUGGUUUUCAAAUGAUUAAUAUAGAUGAUAUACACUGGGAAAAAGGCAAAAAGAAGGUGGUGAGGUUCCAAAUUAGCAACAAGCCUAAGAAUCCAGAUGAAAAAUAUAAUGUGUCAGUGAAUGGAACUCUGAAAAUUAAACAUCUGAUGCUAGAAGACAGCGAUACCUACAAGGUAGUCAUAUACGAUAAGGAUGGAAAGAAUGCGUUGGAAAAAACAUUUCAGCUGAAGAUUCAAGAGAAGGUCUCAACACCUAACAUCGACUGGAAUUGUAUCAACAAAACCCUGGUCUGUAAGAUAUCAAAUGGAACAGACCCUGAAUUAAAACUGUACGUAAAUGGGACCAGUAUCAAGCCCGUUUCUUCGAAGUUCAGCACAUACAGGUUUAUAAACAAGCGGAAGAUAUUAGUCAACUGCACGGCAGAAAACAAAGUCAGCAAGGAAAGCGACGUGAAGAUGAUCACUUGUUCAGAGAAGGGUCUGGACCUGUAUUUCAUUAUUGGUGUUUGUGGAGGAAGCACCUUGUUCGUCAUCUUCAUGGUGCUACUCAUUUUCUACAUCAACAAGAGGAAAAAACAGAACAGUAGGAAGAAUGAUGAAGAGCUGGAGAUAAGAGCAUGCAGACUAACCACGAAGAAAAGGGGCCCGAAGCCCUGCCAGGUGCCAGGCUCGACUCCUCAAAGUCCCGCUGCGUCCCGGCCUCCUCCACCGCCCAGUCAUCGGCCCCAGGCCCCGGGUCAUCGGCCACCGCCUCCUGGCCACCGGGCCCAGAACAACCAGCAGAGGAAGGCCCCCCCUCCACCAGCCACACAAGUUUAUCAGCAGAAAGGCCCUCCCCUCCCCAGGCCUCGAGUUCAACCCAAAGCUCCCCGUGGGGCCACAGGAAACUCAUAACUCUGUCUCCUGACCUGGGUGUCCCCUUCCUCUAAUUAAAAGCGAUAGAAAUCGUCCUUUCCCAUAAAGGCACCGUGGAAUUUCUCCGCUGGGAGGGGGAGCACCUACACUUCCAUCAGGCGUGUUCUGCGGUAGGAUGACCACCCCCUGGGCUCGCGGGCCACGCCGUGUCGGCAUCUCCUAGCUCACCUGCAUGCUCUAACACCUGGAGCCGCUGCUCCUUGUCACGCCCAGAAGGGCUGGCAAUACAAGUGCCACCACCAGGAGGAUGGGCCACCGACCACCAAGUCCUCGCCUCCCCUUCAGAUCCCGUGCAGACGUGAGGCGUCCUGCGGCACCGGGACCUCGCUGCAAGCCGUCUGCCUGCUCAAGACGCCCUUGGGUUUCUUAUGUAUCUGGUGGACGCUUGCCCACCAUCUUGGACGUAGAAGGGAAAUAAAAGCUUUCAUUUGACCUCAGUGUCUGCUCAUUGUAGAAAGAAGCCCAGCAUCAAGCUGCUGGAUAAGAAGGAGGCUGGGUGUGUGUGACAGCAGGAUCCAGUUUGGUCACCCCAGUUCACCCGGACCGCCUAAUCCCCCCGCCGAGGACAACCAGAACGUGCUCCCCAGGUCUCAGCUGCAAAGCUGGCCCGAUAGGCUAUUUGUAGACUUGUCUGAUGGAUUGAAACCUCUGUGCGCAAAGUAUAAGGAGGGGCACCGGCAAACGUACUUGUUUGGGUCUCACUUCCUUGACUGUUUAGACACGGGCACAAGGAUCUGUAGAAUCAUCCCUGGAAAGAAAGGAAUCCGUGAAUACUGGCAGUGACACGAGCCUACCAAACACCACCAAAAGGCAGGCCAAGAGCCAGGUCAGUGGAAUCAAAUCCCGAGGGUCUUAAAUGGCCAUUAGGAAAAGAGCAUACCCCAUCCCCAGCGAGCUGCCACAUGCUAACUGCACUGGGGGAAGUGGGAGGAAAAGAAAACCAAAACAGUUUUCAGUUAAGGUUUACAGUGAUAGGCGGUGAGAAGGCACCUGCUUUGAAAUGCUGGUGCCAUUUUUGUGGUCCCAUCUGCCCCCCUUCUCCUGGCUUCUUCGACUUGCUAAACCUUGUCAAGAUCUGGCAGGAAGCUCUGAGGUCUAAACCACAAAGUCUAUGUAUAUUCAGGGCUUCCUGUGAGAGCGCACCGAGGGGGGAGCCGCUCUUGCCUCUGAACCUCAGUGUCUGUGUGUUAACACCCAGAGUCGAUUAUUAAGGAUGAUGAUGGAUGAGCCCCCACAGCCUCCUGAAAUUCAGACACGAAAUCCAACCAAGUAACGGUUUUCGCGGGAUCUACCUGGUGGGAGAAAUGAAGGUCUUAGCGCUGGCCCAUUCUCCUCCCUCAUGGCAGUCCUGAGUGAUUCCAUCAGCCAUCCUGCCAGCAUGGCCCAUUCCCAAUCCCUUCGUGAAGACUUCCCUUGCCUUUCUAGCCUCCAGCCCCGCCUUUCUGCUGAAAUCCGGUGGCAUUACAUGCGGUAAAGAACGUACAUCGUUCACGCAUUCAACACACAUUGACCGAACGUCUCUGUACCAGGCUCUGUGCUGGGUGGUAGGAACACAGAGAGGUAUGACUGCAUCUUUGCCUAGACUCAGCUUACAGUCUAGAGAGGGGAGGACAAAUGUAACACAGCUUGGUAAGUGGAGGUCGGAGGCAAGUAUAAGAGCCCCGAGGAAGGACUCUGCAUCCACACUGAGUGCAGGAACUGAGGUGACAUGGAAGGCUUCCUGGAGGAAGUGGCAUUUGAAUUGAGUCAUAAUAAAUCAGUAGCACUGAUGAAAUAGAUGUGCAGAAUUACUUGCGCAGGGGGAACGGCACGAGCAAGGUUCACGUCAGUUACCUGUUUAUACAGGUAUAUUAUUCCCUUUUCAACUACUGUGUUUCAUCAAUUUGAAGAUACCAUGGAUUCUAAGAGGCUUCAUCAUUUUACAUACCAUAAGAAAGAAAAAACACUCUCUAUUGCAUCGUAACCAAUGCUAAGAUACAAUCAACUUUUAGGCGCAACUCCAUUUCCAGGAUAUUAAAAUGUAAAAAAAAAAAAAAAAUGCUUUUUAAAAUCAAUGAAAGCAAGGGGCUCCUGGGUGGCUCAGUCGGUUGGGCGUCCAGCUUCGGUUCAGGUCAUGAUCUCACAGCUUGUGGUUCGAGCCCUGCGUCGGGCUUUGUGCUGACAGCUCAGAGCCUGGAGCCUGCUUUGGAUUCUGUGUCUCCUUCUUUCUCUCUGACCCUCCCCCGCUCACGCUCUGUCUCUCUCUGUCUCAAAAAUAAACAAACAUUAAAAAAAAAAUUUUUUUUAAUAAAAAAUGAAAUCAAUGAAAGCUUCCUGAGGACAAUGAGUAUUUCUCAGUAUUGUGUCUAGCACUUCGUGGAAAAUAUCACUAGCCGAUUGAUUGGAUGGGUGAGGACAGUCCUGUCAAAGGAAGGGCAGUGAGUAUCUAUGGCAUCUGUAGACAGAAGACACAUCCCCUGCCCUCCUGGAGUCUCCACCGUAAGGCAGAAGACACGGGUUUUGCUCAAGAUUUAUGCCGCAGUCACUCACAUGUCUGUUGAUGCGUAACCUGCCACUGAUCCUGUCCUGGGGCAUGGAGUUUCUAAGAAAUGGUCAGGCCAGCUGCAUGAGAAUAGACUGUAGAUAAAAAAUUAAAAAAUUAAAAAGAAAAAAAACUUAAAAAAAAAUGAGGCACCUGCCUGACUCAAAGGAGCAUGUGACUCUUGAUCUCAGGGUCGUGAGUUGGAGCCCCACACUGGGUGUAGAGAUCACCUAAAUAAAUAACCAACUUAAAAAAAAAAAAACAGAAAAGAAAUCCCGGUGAUUCAGUGGGGUAGGUUGGGGCCCCUGUGUUUUUAAUAGCCUCUCUAGGUGAUUGCAAUGGACAUUCAGGUUGGGGAAGCACAGGUCUUUUGGUCCUCAAAUUAUUCUUCAUCAGUGGGCGGCCAAACUUGAGGACUUAUGGAUAAUACAACAUUGUAGGAAAGACGGUGACAGCCUGGUUAAAUAAUCCUCCACGGGGAUCCUGGGUGGCUCAGUCAGUUAAGCGUCUGACUUUGGCUCAGGUCAUGGUCUCACGGUUUGUGGGUCCCAGUCCCACGUCAGGCUCUGGGCUGACAGUGCAGAGCCUGCUUGGGAUUCUCUCUCUCUCCCUGUCUGCCCCACCUCCACUUGUGCUCUCUCUCUCCGUCUCACAAUAAGUGAAGUUAAAAAAAAAAAAAAAAGAUAA